UGGUUCGUUCACUUACCCCUCGUAAGACUCGACUAAAAAUGUAGCGUUCUCAAAUUCCGGUGAAAGUCAAACAAGCCGUGCAGUAAAACGAACUUUUUGUAAACUUCGUUUGACCACCGUUAGUACAGUCAUGCUUUUGAAUCAAGAGCUAAAGUAAUAAUUUGGACAAAACAGCAGCAUUUGCAAUAUUAUACUAAUCUUACUUAAACAGUAAAAUAGUGUAAAAAUAUUAAUAACAAUUAAAAUGUAAGAACUCAGCUACUUAGACAACACGGAAGCAUCAAGAGACACACUCGGACGUCAAGACGCGUUUCCGUGAGUCUCAAAGGUCUGAUUUAAAGGAGGACAAUCGCGUUACCUGUAGAAAGUACAUGCCUCAUUAUUUGCCCACGUGCUCAACACACGACAGUGGGAGACAGCGCGUGACCUACGCAGCUUCACGACAUGUUUCCAGCUGACUUUGCCUGGGGAGCAUCAACCGCCGCGUAUCAAAUAGAAGGUGGCUGGCAGGCGGACGGCAAGGGACCGAGUAUCUGGGACACGUUUUGUCACGAGAAAGGCAGAGUGUUCGGGGACCAGGACGCUGAUGUUUCCUGUAACAGCUAUGAGCUGUGGGAGAAGGACCUGGAGUGCAUCCAGCAGCUCGGACUGACGCACUACCGCCUGUCUCUCUCCUGGGCCCGUCUCCUGCCUGACGGCACCACGCGGCAUGUCAAUCAAAAAGGUGUUCAGUAUUACAACAGAGUGCUGGAUGAUUUGCUGGCCUGUAACGUGUCACCUAUGGUCACACUGUACCACUUCGAUAUGCCUCAAGCGCUCCAGGACCAGGGCGGCUGGAAGUCACCGGAUAUAGUGGCGCUGUUCGACAGCUAUGCCCGGUUUUGUUUCCAGACUUUCGGGGACCGCGUCAAACUUUGGCUCACCAUCAACGAGCCGGGCGUGUGCGCCACACACGGCUAUGAAGACGGGCUGCACGCCCCGGGCCUGAAGGAGCCCGGGCGCUCUGCUUACCUGGUGGGCCACAGCAUGCUGCGGGCCCACGCUCGGGCCUGGCACAGCUACAGCUCCCUCUACAAAGCAGAGCAGGGCGGCGCAGUGUCUCUGGCCAUUAGCAGCGACUGGUUGGAGCCACUGGACCCCAGUGACCCCGCCGACGUCGCCGCUGCCGAGCGUGACCUCGCGUUUAAGUUGGGAUGGUUCGCCUGGCCGCUGUUUGUCACAGGGGACUACCCGGACGUCAUGAGAGCCGCCAUCGACCGGCAGAGCGAGAAGCUCGGCUGCGGCGGCGCCUCCAGGCUGCCCCGCUUCUCGCAGGACGAAGCCGCCGUCUUAGGCACCGCCGACUUCUUCGCUUUGAAUUACUACACGUCCCGGAAAGUGAGGGCAGGAGGCGGCGGAGGACAGACGCUGUGCAUGAAGAGUGACAGAGACGCACAGGAAGUGGUGGAUGCUUCGUGGCCCAUCUGUGGGGUGUCUUGGCUGGCAGUGGUGCCUCACGGUUUAAGGAAACUUCUCAAGUACAUUAAGGACACCUGCGACCACCCGGCCAUCUACGUCACAGAGAACGGCUUCUCCCAGGUGGGGCCGCUGCAAACUGACGAUGUCCAGCGCUGUGGGUUUUACGAAGACACCAUCUUGGAAGUGGGCAAAGCUGUUGAGGAAGACGGGGUCGAUGUCCGUGGCUACUUCGUAUGGUCGCUGCUGGACAACUUUGAAUGGGCCGAUGGCUUCAGCGUUCGCUUUGGAUUGUUCCACGUGGACUUCUCAGAUGCGCAGCGGCGUCGGACCGCCUACCGGUCCGGACUUCAGUAUGCAAAGAUUAUCAGGAGGUACAGAGCAGCUGUGCAGUGAUUUAAUGGAUCCUAAACUUUCACAUUCAAUAAAAGUUUGCUGAGUUAAUGCAAUCAACCAAA
This is a messenger RNA of Betta splendens (Siamese fighting fish), 1913 nucleotides long. It is a transcript of the gene gba3, whose product is annotated as glucosidase, beta, acid 3. The record is from RefSeq and is a predicted model, not a curated record. The transcript is spliced from 5 exons. NCBI's taxonomy places the organism in Eukaryota, Metazoa, Chordata, Actinopteri, Anabantiformes, Osphronemidae. Gene Ontology annotation, molecular function: hydrolase activity, hydrolyzing O-glycosyl compounds. Gene Ontology annotation, biological process: carbohydrate metabolic process. Bases 445 to 1851 code for a protein of 468 amino acids.